Molecule: messenger RNA, 1911 nt
Organism: Penicillium lagena
Lineage: Eukaryota; Fungi; Ascomycota; Eurotiomycetes; Eurotiales; Aspergillaceae
Exons: 5
Biological process (GO): positive regulation of transcription by RNA polymerase II
Cellular component (GO): nucleus
Molecular function (GO): DNA-binding transcription factor activity, RNA polymerase II-specific; transcription cis-regulatory region binding; zinc ion binding
Source: RefSeq, a predicted model, not a curated record
CGUCUGUUCAGCUUGACCUGUCGUCGACGGCACCUGAAAUGCGACGAAGAAAAACCCCGAUGUGGGCGUUGCCGACGAACCGGAAGAGAGUGCAUCCCAGACGCCCUGCUGACCUUUCGAAGUGCGCAAAGGGUGGCUGCUCGAGGGCAAGUCAGACGAAAAGGCAGCACAGCUGCUCUGCUCAGGGACAGUGACCACAGUUUUCAGGAGGAUCCAGAAAACAACAACAUCUUCGCAGAAGACCACCAAUGGCUUGCGACGCCGUCAAUGCUAACUUUUGUGGAUGAAACACCCAUUAUAACUGCAGAAUUUCGCCAUCAGCACAUACUUUGCCACUCACGAUGUCCAUCUGGAUCACCUGAGCGCAGAGAUCCUCUGUCUUCUGUCUCCCCCGGUUCCACACAACCCUUCCCAUUGGCAGCGCAGGGACGCACCUCACCACCAGCCAUCUCUCAAGGUUCUGCUGCCAUUCACAGCGCAGCCAGAUUGAGUUUCGGCGAACAUGAGAAUCCCUGCGACCUUUCGGGUCGUAAUUUGGGAGAAAUUGCCCUGCACCCUCUAACCACAUCGACGCCGGACUACUUUCAUCUAAUAUCUCCACACCAGUCCAUUUCCAGCAUCUCUCUCGCCUCUGCCCAUGGCAGCGAUCACGUCAGUGCGAUCGACCACACGGAUGACCGUUCUCAUGUUUCAUCUGAAAUGUUGAAUAGUCCAGAAGCACUUCAUCGCAAAGUAGGCCUCCUUCUCUACAAGGACCGGAUGCGGUUACCUUUUAAGGUUCCCCAAGAAGCCUUGCUUUUCCAUCAUUACAUGGAAGCUUUGGCAGCGUUGCUUGAUAUUACCGACAUCCAGCGACACUUUGCCGUCGAUGUGCCGGAACUUGCGCUUAGCUGUCCUGUGCUAUUAAAUUCCCUCAUGGCUUUUUCGGCUCGUCAUUUGAGCCGAACUUCAAGUUUUGACUCGGCAGUUGCUGAUCAUUACCAUCAUGAAUGUGUCUCUCUAAUCAUUCCAAUGCUGGAUCAAAAGGAUCUCGUCGCGGACGAAACUCUCUUCGCGGCAGCAGUCAUUCUCAGAGCAUUUGAGGAGACAAAUGAGUCGAAGAUGGGCGACGAGCCUGAACGGCAUCUCACUGGUACAUCGGUCUUUGCCAACGCCCAGCUUGAAUUUCGCACCUGGGGUGGCUUGGGCCAUGCUGCAUUCUGGGUUUUUGUGCGACAAGAUAUCUACAUGUCCUUGUUGAGCCAGAGGCCGCUCAAGGUGGACCUUACAGGAUGGGAGGAGCGCUUGUCUUUCGAUUUGGGAUUCGAUGCCACCACGGACUGCACAUGGGCCAAUCGGAUGACUUGGAUUGUGGCCGAGAUUGUGACUUUCUGUUUUGGCGAUCAGUUGAGCUAUAGCAACUGGGAGGCUGCCCGGGCCAAGACAGAGCGAUGGAACCUCACGCGACCAAAGUCGUUUGAUCCUGUUCUGUACAUCGAUCUUCGACUUUCGUUCUCUGUGUCCAUUGGCCACAAACGCUGGCUGUUGUAUAUUGAUUCCAUAUUUACUGAUCGCCAUUUUGUCGACUGCACAGUCACAGGCAUCCAAUACUAUUACAUUGCGAAACUGUUCCUCGCGGUGUACAAUCCAGUUGUGCCUCGAAUUGGGCUGGGAUACCAAAAGCACCGCAAAAGGACCUCCUAUGAAGUCCUUCAAAAUGCUGAGGCCGUGUGUGGGAUUGCCUUCGCAACAUCCCUGGUCGCGGUGCAGCUGACAGCGUGCACGGCUAUUAUCGCCUGCGGGCCAUGGUUUCAUGACCGGCCUCGAGCGGAGCAGGAACUACUGCUUCAAUUACUUCGACGGACGGAGAUAGAGAGUGCACGGCCCAUGGAAUCACUAAUUCAAGGAUUAAUGGAAGAAUGGGACUGGUGA